Messenger RNA from Mus musculus (house mouse), 28484 nucleotides. It is a transcript of the gene Nav3, whose product is annotated as neuron navigator 3. Gene Ontology annotation, molecular function: ATP hydrolysis activity; ATP binding. The transcript has 41 exons. Gene Ontology annotation, cellular component: cytoskeleton; nuclear outer membrane. The record is from RefSeq and is a predicted model, not a curated record. Gene Ontology annotation, biological process: neurogenesis. NCBI's taxonomy places the organism in Eukaryota, Metazoa, Chordata, Mammalia, Rodentia, Muridae. Bases 18718 to 25647 code for a protein of 2309 amino acids.
ACACUCCUACCUGUGCAGACAAGUCUUGGAGGGAUCUGGGAACCAAGAUGGCUCCUCCAGGUGCUCAGGCCAGGAUUAACUUUUGUGUGCUGCUUUCUUUGUGAAGUGUUGAGGUUUUCUUCCCUUUUUUUAAUUUGUUGAAUAAAUUUGGAUUAUAUCCUGGACUGUUUGAAUACAAGGUGAGAUUCUGAAUCUUGUUAAAAAAAUCUCUUGAGAUACUUUUUGAUUUUUUCUUAAAAAAAAACAAAAACAAAAACAAAAACAAAAACAAAAACAAAAACCCCACUCCUUCCUUUUUCCUCCCUGUAAUUAAACCAGUCAGUCUCACGGCACCUCCCUGGGUAGUUUGCCUGGUGUCAGUUAUGGUUUUAUUCUUUGCUAUUUCAGGUCUGAGAUGUUCUCCAUUGGAAUCUACUUGGAUUUGGGAUGGUAAUGUGUGUGUGUGUGUGUGUGUGUGUGUGUGUGUGUGUGUGUCUAAGUUCAGAUUCCAGAUCUCCCAGGCAGAAAGAAGAAUUUGUGUUGUCUCCACACAAUAUGUCCCUUUAGGACUUGGGCCUACGAAUGGGUUGUAGUAGGAACAUGAAAGAGUGAAAAAACACUGAUAUCUAGGAAGGGAUGCAUUUAAUCAGUUGUCCUGUAUAUUUUCAUUUUAGGAACCCAACAUAAAGAGUAUUUUAUUUAUCAUCAACAAAAUAUGUAACAUUUGGAAAAUACAAGAUUAUAAGUAAGGCAAACCCCUCCUAUUUUCACAACUGCUCAUACUAGCAUUUUAUGUAUAUUUAACUCAUUUUAUAUUUUUAUAUUUACUCUAUAGUGCUAUUGUGCCAUAUAAAUAAUUAUAUUUUGCCUUUUUACUGAUUAUAAGGGAAUAUUUUAUUGCUACUAGAAUCAUGCUUACAAUGACUUUAUAGCAAACAUAUGAAGUUCAUUGGAUAAAUCCAUAUAAUCUAUUCAGUUAUUAUCCUAUUAAUGAAUAUUUCUUUUAAAAAUUGCUGCUUUAGAAUCGCCGAGAUGAAGAUAUUUGUGUGUAAACUUGCCCAUGAAUUUUAGAUUAAUCUUGGGGCUGUUUGUAUAGAUGUGAAGUUACUCUGCCAUGGGACAUGGAUGUUUUUAAGAGAUCUGUGCUAUAACUGUAAAUUGUGUAAUACUGUUGAAUUAUCAACACAUGAUGCCACUAAUGGUGGGUAAGAAGGGGUAAUUACUGCCAUACAUCUUUUACAGACUCAGAGUUCUGUCUGCUCCAGUGAAUCCCAUGAACCCAGUCAGGAUUCUAGGCAUCAUGAAGAACACUCACACUCCGAAUUUGGUUUUUGUGUACCUUAUAAAGUCUGUGCUGCCCCUCACCUUCUCUCUGGGGUGGAGUUACUUCUUGACCUGUGGUGGCAAUGAUAUGUUCAAAAGGCUGAACAGUAUCAACCAGGCACUUGGCAAGCACAAUUAUGCACACACCAUUCCUUCAAAAAUAGCUGUCAUCUCUUUACAGCUGUAAGAGUCAAGUUUCUUGAUAUGCGGUGGAAGCCUUUGACUACCAGAUUUGUCUGUCUGUGAUGUUCUUCCAUUUCUGCACCCAAAUUUCUGCUUUAAUCAUGGUAAACUGUGUAGUAUGAUCUUUUUCAGUCCACAUCUUUGCCCUUACACCUUCCCUUCUCCUCCUCUUUCCACCCCUACCAUACAAUCCCCAGUGCUUACAAUGGUACAACCAUGUGCUCACAGUCUCCACAUUGCCAGUCUUCCUUUCAAGUGUUCUACCCGUUUCAAGUUGCUCUACCCGUCCACUCUCCACAAUACUACCAUGUUUCAGCUGCAUUCAAUUGACUUGCUUUUAUGGACCAAAAGACUCAACACGGUUUCUAAUGCGUGCUAGAGAUUUCACUAGCUUUGGUUAGUAGAAGGAACAGAUACCUCUGAGGUAUCCUUGAUUCUGGUCAUUCCUAAUGCUCCCAUGCCUUAGGGAAACACCCUGCUGACACAGUGAUGUUUGUUCAGUGUUAUCUGUUACUGGAGAUGGUGGUCAGAGAUGCUUGAGUAGUUCUUUGAGCCUGGCUGUAUCAUGAACUGUUUUGCAUCUUCAGAGGUCAGAUGAAUUCAGCCAUGGGUAGCUUGAACAUUGCACUUCUGCCUCUGGAAUUGGAUACCCGAAUGUAGCUCUCUGUGUGCUUUGUGUUGGUUAAUAUUCCAUAUCACCAGUGUGGUCUCAAUCCCCUGCUUUUCUAGAAAACUUUCCUCUUUCUGUUUGCCAUCCUUUGAAAUUCUGUAUUUUGUGUCUGAAGGCUUCAAUAUGUACAAUUGAAAUAGCAAUUAGUUAGCUCAAGAAAUCUGAGAGUUAUCCAGCUUUGCUCUUGAGAAAGGGAACAGAUUGAUGAGUGUACAAUAUGUAAGUGGCUAUUUGAGAAGGGACAUUUGAGGCAAUAAAAUUGUUGAGCUAUAAAAUGUUGCUUAUGCUUUUUUUUGUCUCUUGAAUACACUGGGGAGAAAUAUGGUACAUCAAAAUUUAGUUAAAUACAUAUUUUAGUGAUUUCCAAGAAGUAUCCAGUUUAAGGUAAACAAACCAUGAAAUAAAAUGCAGACCCAUAGAUAAGGCAGGAAUAAAGCAAGGCAAAAUAUCACUUAUUAUCACACUGGAAGUUUUUAAAUGGGUCCUGUCUAUUCAUGUAACCUGAAAGUUUAAGUCAAAUAUGUCCUUAUUUGUUGCCUCCUUUCUGGUCUUAUUUUCCUAAUCAUUCUAGAAGUGCCAAUCCAAGAUGAACAUCUUUCUUCUUGUUUCUACAAAGAGUUAUGGGGACUUGGGGUUAAUUUUAGAUGUUAUAGAUUCCUUCAGAUUGGAUUCUGACCCAGGUCAUGUUAUCUUUGGCCUUGAAGUGACUAUGUGGAUUGGCGGCACAUCUUGGCGGUACAAACCAAGUAGACAGAGGCCUCUGAGCCCAAUAUCCAACAUUUCCUCUCUCCCCCAAAUGGUGGCUUUGUGUUUCGCAUCUGCUAGCUACUUUGGUCUAUAUUAUUUAUUCAAAAGAUUGUUAAGUGUAAGCUUUUAAACAGCCCCGUGAUUGGUGGGUAGAGAGAGAACUGGAUUUCAUAGUGUAAGGUGAGAUCUUUCAUGGCAAGAGUGAUUGGAAGGCAUUGCAAGCGUACAUACUACAAGCCUGCUUCAGCACAAAUGACUUCUUAGAGGCAAUAGGAAUUUCAGAUACUAAUUAUAGCGAGGCAUAUAUGCAGGGGUAGUGAAAAACACUUUCGUGCUUUCUGAUACAGAUGUUAGCACUGCGAGUCCAAAUAUGUUGUUAACUAUUGCAUACCUUCCUAGUUAGGAGAAAACAAAACAAAACAAAGCAACAAAACAAAACAAAAACAAAAAACCCCCCAAAAACCAAAAACCUGUCCUUUCUGGUUUUGAGAUAGUGUCUAUAGUACUUGCAACCUCCAAAUAACUUUUCUUGGAAUUUGGGAUCAUAUCCCAGAGGUAUCAUCAUAAUGGGCAGCUAACUUUCUUUUCCCCCACCUCUGGGUCAGACUAGUGGAAAUAGAAUUGCCAUCGGUAUUUGGCAAGAGCAAUUUCUACAAGCACUAUACGAAGAUUCACACUACUAAGGUGAGGAAACAUGCUGUCCAGCUAACCCUGGGUAUUGACAAGCUGUUACUUAAAUUACGCAGGGGCAGAAAAGGGAACACUGGUCAGCGGUUCUCGAAAGAGCGGGAAAGUGUUGUCUCUGCAGAAAUGAUAAGGCCUGCUGUUUCCCCCUUUUGGAACAGGUCCUGGGAAUUGUGUACAGUUUGUUCUCUCCUAGCUGGUGAAUGGCACUCUGUAGCACUUGAGCAAAUUGGGGUGAGCCUCUUGGAUGCAGUCCCUUGAUUAUUGCUGAUUAACUGCAAAUGUCAUUUUGGCUGCACAUGCUUUUUUGGACUGUCCUCAAUCCAACAGGACUCACAUCGCAAGCAUGGAUCUUGGUUGUGCAUACCGCUUGCAAAAUAGAUUCUUCAAAUAUACUUUUGGAAGAGGGAUGCACUUAGAUAAAAAUAAUCUGUUAAUUUCUGGGGAUAGUGUGUGUGUGUGUGUUUGUGUGUGUGUGUGUAUGUGUGUGUGUGUUUGUGUGUGUGUGUAUGUGUGUAUGUGUGUUUGUGUGUAUGUGUGUUUGUGUGUGUGUGUGUUUGUGUGUGUGUGUGUGUGUGUGUGUGUGUGUGUGUGUUGGAGCUUGAGAUCCAGAAUAUCUGCAUUCCAAUCUAGGCUCUGUUUAAUCUUGGUACAUUCUUCAACUUCUUUGUGGUUCAUGUUUUCCUUCUUUAACAUAGGGCAGCAUUAAUUAUUUGCUCUAAGAACCAAACUGCUAUGGAUACUACUUGGCUUCUGAUGGGGUAUAUGCUGAUACACUCAGUUUAAGUUAAAAACAUCAUGAGGUGAAAAAAUGUGUAUACUAUACUUAGGUAAUGAAUUAUAAUGACUUAAUGGAACAGAACCGUCCUGACAGACACAUCUAGGAACAGCCAUGACAGUGGCCUGACAAAGGAGUUUGAGCUUAUUUAGAACACUGGGGCAUGUUCCUGCAUUUUUGUUUGUAAUAAAAUUGCAUGGCUCUUGAGGGUGGACUUAGAGAUGACAGUGCUGUGCCACAGUGCCAAAAGGUUGAGCAUGCCUGUGAGGGAGGGAUCAGUUAUUUUCUAUCAUGUCCUCUGGGCUAAUGGGGGCUUUCUAUGCAUGUCAGCAUCAUAUGGGAGCAUCCCGCUGACUAUUGCUAACACACGAAGUUCAAAACAGGGAGUGUUGUUUCUUUUGAGCAUGGAUUUCUUUCUCAUUACUGUAAAGGCCCCAUCCAUAUCCCAGUAUAUAUUAAGGUAGCAUUAAAAAAAAGUUCUCAAGAAAUUCUAGAAAUCUAAAACAUGAACCAGCUCUAAGUUUUGUGGCAUCAAAGACAAUGACAAUGACAAAGACAGAUGUGAUCAGGGUCUGUGUAACCAUUGAGGACUCAUUGGCUGGGGACCCUGUAUAUGCAAAUCAAGGAAAUCCUGGCUAAUAACCUUUUCUGUUCACUUCUCACCUCUGUUGUUUUUCUCUCCUCCCCAAUCCAUAUCCCAGGGAACAUUUUGUCCCUCCUCAAAUAUUUCACUUGCUUGUAACAGUUAAUAAUCACUAAAAUGACACUGACUACUUUAUGGUUUGGCUGUUGCCUGUUAUAGCCCUUCUGAGUCCUGUGUGUGUUUUAUAAGUAAAAAUCUUUGGCAGAAUCUUCUUGGUUUUUCCUUUUCCUUUCCUUUUUGGGAUGUAUUUAUUUACUUGACGUUACCUACCAGGAGAACCUUUCUUUCCCUUCACUUGCUUUAGUUUUGUGAACCGAGGCGCCCCCUUUAUUAGCAUCAUAGAUUCACUAUACUUUUUGUCUUGUUACUUUUCCUUGUGUCAUUCCUCACCAGCUGGAGGGUGACUCCUUUUACCCAUGAAAAGAAGGAAUUAAUAAAUUAAAUUUAAUUUCUGUUAGGUCUUCCUUUUGAGUUCACAUUCCAGAAGUGAGUCCAUCUGAGUCUCAAGGGCAAUCAUUGCCUUGCAUAUAGUAUGAAGCAUUAAAUGCAACAAUAAAGACAGCUUUUUUUCCUUAUGUGAAUUAUUUUUAAUGUUUGGUGUUAAACCCAAUGUUUGGGCAUGGCUGGAACACUAAGCCACACCCUCCCCUUCUGGUGAUAUUUGACUGUGAAUUCCACCCCUAUAAAAAUUCUUUCUUGUCUCUCACUUAGAGUCUUUUCUGAGUGUCUUGAUGUAUGUGGUUUCUAAAUGUACUGUAAACUUUGAAUGCCAGUGUGACUCAUGAUAGAAGUUGCCUAAACUAAAAGGAACUUUUAAUUUUGGACUCCCCUCGGUGAUGCGUGGGAAGCAGCAUCUGGAUGACCCGAGCAAGUCAAAUGUUGACAAGCCAUGCUCUAUCCAUCCCAUAACAUGCAGAAAAUGUGGUGCCUCCGCAAGAAAAAAUGUUCAGCAAGGGGAAAACACUAAGUAGCAGUUCCUUCAGAAAAUGUUGGCAAGAGGUUACUUUGUAGGUAUAAUGCAGUCUUGUUGUUCUGACAUGAAAUACAGAACCUAAACAUGUAUCUUCAGACACUUUACUCUUAAAUAUUGAUAUAAUUAUCCUCUUGGUUGUGGACUCUGAGGCCCUGUAGUUUGAUGCAUUUUCACAUCUGAAUGCACUCGGCUUGCUCUCUGUGGCAGUUUGCCUGCACUUACCCAUCCUCCUCUCUUUCUCCUUUCAUCCAUAGUGCUGAGUUGGGGCAAUGAUAAAAGGGUUGUAGGGCUUUUUUCUUGUUCUCGUUAGAUACCUAUCCUGUGCUGUGCUGCGGGUUCCCCUGGAUGCACAAUGCAUUUGAGGUGGAGGUCCUUUACUUGUAAGGCAUCAUUUUCUCUACAAUGGGCUAAGCACAGUGGGAAAGUCCUGAGUUGGGGGUGGGGUGGGUCUGUGAGGAUCCUUGGGAAGUUCUGAAUAAGGUAGCAGUAAGAUGAGGUAGGAUUUAACUUGAAGAAGUGGUUGGGCAUCAGCUUAACAGGGAAAUCAUAAGUCUUCCUAAAGGAGACAACUUUAUUUGAUUACGUAAAACUGUAGGUUACCAUCUGUUACUUCGCAGGUGUAUGUCCGAGGAUCUCUAAGCCAACAUACCAAGGAGAUAUCAGCACCAUUUACUGCUACUUAUUAUAGUUAAAUGGUAUCAGAAGAGAUGCCCGCCCACCAACUAAUAGAUAAAGAAAUUGUGGUACAUAAACACAGUGAAAUUAUCUUUGGCUUAAAGAAAAAUGAAAUUGUGACAUUUUCAGGAAAACAGAUUUUGAGGCCAUUGUGUUAAGAGAAAUAAGCCAGACUGAGAAACAAAUACUGCAGAUCUAUAAAGAGAGCUGUAGACUCUGUAUCCUCAAGGAAGCAGGGACCAGCUAGAUGGAGGAGGGAGGAGGGCGUGAGAGAGCAGAGGGAUGGGUGGAUGAAUGACAAGGAAGUAUAAUGGCAUGUAUGUAUGCAAAUGCCAUAAUGAACCCAUUGCUUUGUAUGCUAAUAAAAAUAGAUGUAGUAAAGAAUUAAAAGACUGUGCAUGUAGCAUUACAAGAUAUAGCUGAUUUGCAGGCAACACUCCCAAAAUAAUAAAAAUCACAAUUGCAGAAUUGCCCAGGAGAAAAUGAUACAACAAUAGCACACAACCAUGAUAUGUGGGAGAGAGAAUUUCAAGGGCAAAACAUUAAGAAGUUUACCAUUGAUGACUAAGGUGUGGGGCGGGGGAAGAGUAGGAACCUAUUAACCAUGGCAACACAGGUGCAUGCUAAAGGAUUAAGGAAUGUGUCAGUGCAAUGUUGCAUGUUCAGCAUUAGCUUGCAAAAGAUCUGAAGAGGAGCUUAGCUUCAGGGAGAUUCUAGUGUGGGGAUUAUUGUGAAGACUUUAGAUGGAGGAUCUAGAUUGGAGUGAAGAUUGUAACAGCAGUUGCCAAUGGAGACAGCUCAUAAUGCAGCGGCCCACAGGGAUGGCGGAUGCUAAACUUUAGUGGAUGCUGAACUGAGUGCUUGCGUCUUUACCUUUUAGACUCUGAUGAGGCUUGGUCGUGCUGGGUACAUUUUUCUUUGUUCACCUAGGUGUCUCUGAAAGAUGAAUUGUCACAUAAGCACAUGGGAUAUCUGCUAAUGCCGAAGUUGUUUUCUAACAUAAGAAACCCGUGGGGAUAUUUCAAAUAUGUGCUAGAGCAGCAUUGGCAACAUAUUGAACCAUUUCAAGGUCAAUAGAAAGUUGGGAGUUGGAGUGGCUUCUGGAUAAGGAUUCUUUUUUUUUUUUUUUCUCCAGAAUUGAAAAAUUCCUUUUCACUUUAAAAAGUCGUUGUGUUUUCUUUAAACCUCUCUCCAGUCCAUUUGUCCGUUCUUGGGUGCUCUGUUAGCAUCUGCAUUCUGAACCUUUGCCCCGCAGUGGGAAUUUUCAGCAUGAUCGUAGCAUCUGUUCUGACCUUUGUUGCUCCCGAGAGCUGCCCUCUCUGUCGCGUGUAGCUGGCCCUUUGCCUCUGCCUUUCCAUCAUCCUUUCUGUGUUCUUCUCUGCAAUAACUUGGGGGCUGCUGAGAACUCAACCCCAUGUACAGUGCCACUCAAACUUGGCCGUACCUCAAGGGGCUACCACACUGCUUGAUUUCUGCACAGACUCUUCACCCUUUCACAUGCAGCUGCUGCUUUGUUCGGAUGCAAGUGGCCCAUGAUUUUCAGAGCAUCCUUCAGUGUUGACUCUUCCAGUGUGUGCUUCAUAGUUCAGAUUAAGUGAAUAGAGCAGAAUUGGACCAUGCAGUUGGAAUGAAGCAGAUCUAGCGAUUCUUAAAAACAGGUAUAGUGCUACACAGUUGAGUUAUCUCAUUCUCUCUUUAUACUAGCCCUAGGAGUUAAGUAAUGGUGCUGUCUUCAUUUUAACAGAAAGCAAUAGAGAUUUUUUUUAAAAAAAGUCUUUUGCCUGAGGUCACAUAAGCACCUUGUUUAAGUUCACAUGGGUGGCAUGAUCCAGAGCCUACACUUAGAGCCAUCACUGCAUAAUCAAGGUAAUUAGCGUCUUAGGAUUUUGUUGCUGUGGAGAGACACCAUGACUACAUCAAUUCUUGUGAAUGAAAAUGUUUAAUUGGAGCUGGCUUACAGUUUCAGAUGUUUAGUCCAUUAUUGUCAUGGCGAGGAAGCAUAGCAGUAUGCAAGCAGACAUGGUGCUGGAAAAGGAGCUGAGAGUUCUACAUUUGGAUCUGCAGGCACCAGGCAGAGAGAGAGAACUGGCUUGAGUUUCUGAGACUUCAAUAACCACCCAACAGUGACACACUUCCUCCAACAAAGCCACACCUAUUCAAACCAGGCUACACCUUGUAAUAGUGCCACUCCCUAUGGACCAAGUAUUUAAACAAAUGAGUCUAUGGGGGCCAUUCCUAGUCAAACUACCACAGUUAGCUUCAGACACUGUGAUUGUUAUACUGAGCUUGUUUUGGGAUGUGACCACCAACUGAUGUGAAGGCAGUGAUACUUGUAUCGUGUCUAACUUAGAUGUUCAAAAACUAAGUCUUUGCAUUUAGCUACACGAUUCACUCACAUUAUUUGCUUAACAUUUACUCUGAGGAUUUCAGUAGCUAUUGACAUCAUGUACAUUUUCGGCCAGUAUUUUUUUUUUUUUUUUUUUUUUAGUCGUCAUUUAAGUGCUAUUAUAUAGAGGAGGCAGCUUGGCCCCUUCUGCAUUAUAAGCUACAGAUAAAACUCCUAAAUAUAAUGAAAUAAGAAGUUCCCAAAAACACAUGGCUUGGGAGUAGUGGCAUGUAUGUAAUAUCCCUAUGUGAAAUAUUCCUAAGUAUUAAGUAUGACCAGGGGCUGACUGCAAAUCAUCCAUUUGCUUCGGAAGACAACAAUAUACAUGGAAAUGGAACAAGAAAAAAAGUUUUGCUCCGUUUUUUUGUAGAAACCAUAGCAUUCAGGAUUUGGUACUUCACUCUGUGGUUUUGCAAAUGGCACUUGAUGACAGACACUUUCUCACGAGAAGGCCUAGUGUGCUCUCUAUCUAUUAACCAGCCAUGUUUCUUACUGAAUAUCUGACCUCUAUGGAUCAGUAUAAAGCACAAUGGGUAAUACUGACAAUGUAAUUUAUAGCAUCCUCUUUCUGUCUUACCUAUUGCCGUGCUGUGCGGUAGGCACAGGAAGCUCUCUUCCUCAUUUAGUAGGUGAGGAAAUGGAGAUCCCGAGAGGACUAAUUCACUUGCUCAGCGUUGCAGCCAGUAAGUGAUAAAACCGUAACUGGAACUGAGGUUCUUUGUGUCCUAAUCCAGGGAUGUUCCUGCUCUGCCGUGCUCUCUGCAGUAUACGGGAAUGCCCCAUGUACACACGGCAGCUGUCUCAGCACCCCACGGCUUCCACAGCCUGCAACGGUUUUGAGAUAUUUCCAUUCCCCUCAUCGUUCUUGGUGACUUAAAGUUUGGGAUUUGAGGACCUCAAAUUCUUAUCCAUAACCUCCCCAACUCUGUGUUCUUCAGCUCUCAGAUAUACAAUUAAUUUCAACUUGAAUUUCAUUGACACUGGGAUUUCUUUAUUAUGGGAGGCUGGGUACUGCAGAAUGUUAAGUAAGAUCACUGGCCCCAUUCACUGGACUUCAGAUGUACUCUUCCUCCUACUCUAGACCACCAAUGAUACCUGCAGGUUUGCCAAAUGUGGUACACAAUAUUAUUCUAGUUGAGAACCAUUGGUGUAAGGCUUUCUAUGUUGUCUCUGCCUUCUACUAGCAAUUGACUUUCUGAUUUCUUUCUUUCUUAGUGCCAUUCAUUCUCACAGCUCAGUAUGCCCCUUUGCACUGAAAAAAAAAUAAUCCAUCUCCUGAAAUCAAUGUAUUUACUGCAGUGCUCUAGGUCAGUGUAACUGUUUAGAAUCAGAGCUACUUUUGAGGUGCUCAAUGACUUGGAAACACUACGAUAAUCUUUAAGAAGGCAAAGACUUGCUUUUACUCUUCUUGGCCAUGGGGAAGGAAGAAUAGGAUUUUGUGAAAAUUAUGAGGCAAGUGACAUUUGUCUUUAUGAUUGCUCUUUUUUGUCAUUAAUUCCUUGUGUCUCUCAAUGUUCCUUCUCUAAAGCUUUCAAGUCACUCCUUCUUUACUCUUUAUAAAACAGAACAGUCCCCUCCCGUCCUUACUUCUAACAGAGUCCCAUAUGAGUUAACAUCGCAGCUAAUUCUUAGUAGGGUCAUGCAGUCAAUUCAAUGUAUUUGAAACUGGAAAUGCUUUAUAGAAUUGGCUAAUAUCUUCCUUUUAGCAUUUGUAUUUUGGUAAAGGAAUAAGUUUCUGGGAUCGUGCCAAAGUAAAAUGAAGACUUUUCAGCAGAUGGGCAAGAUAGUUUUAGAUGCAAGUCUUCCUUAUGCAUCUUAAGUCGUAUCUCCCAGACAACCACUUAAUAUAGUGACGAGCAAAAUACAUUUAAAGAGUUUUGAAAUAGAGUUCUCUCUGUGUUCCUGCCAUCCACACAGUUCUACAGUUGGAUAUACUAAUCUCUUCUGGUUAUACAAGUUUUGUUACUGUUUGUUGAUGUUGUUUUCUUUUCCAAUAUUAGCAAUGUAGCACUAGAUACAGAAGUCAAAAAAAGAAAGAAGUACAUUGCUAUAAGCUGAUAGGAAAUGGAAACUCAGUUUCAAAAUUGUGUGUAGAAAUUACAUAUAAAUUACACAUGAGACUUUGUAGUAUAGGGUAGAGAGUUCUGGUAGUGGGAAACAAUUUAUUCUGAAAGUAGAAAUAAUUUUUGUACAAGAUAAAAUAGUUGAAAAAUAUAUCAAAUAAUUGAAUAUUAUAAAGAGGGUUAUUUGGAGAAAGGUUUGUGAAGCUAUAGGAAGACAUUUUUAGCCUUGGAUCUAAGGAGAAUUUGUGAUAUAUGAGUGUGAGUUUCUUCCUUGCUUUGUUUCAAGCUCAAUAUACUGUUAGUAGAAGACAUUCAUAUAAUAUUUGCUGUAGAACAUCCCAAAGCCAUAUAGUCUAAAAACUACAAUUAAUCAUAUGAAAAUAUUUUAAACGACAAAUUCACUUUUAAAUCCAGCUAAAACAUGGUAAGUCAUAAGACUAUGGACACAGGCUGUACAUUCAUAUAGAGAAGAGAGAAAGAACUCUGCCCAGUUCUGGUCUAAAGUGAGUCAUAGUCUAUAUAGCUGUUUCUUUACACUCAUGAUUUUCCCUGUAAUGUGCCAGGGAGGGGAGUUACCCCAGUAUUAUAUUCCAAGUAUGGAUGCUUCCUUAUCUUUACAGUUUAGGAGCUUGGUUUUGCCUUUCGAUGCUUCAGAAUUCUGCUCGGGAUAAUAUUUAGGGACUCAUUAACAGAGUCAAUGCAAAUGCAAUCAAAAAAAGGCUUUUCAUCAGACAAAGAAUGUGUUAUUUAAAUUAUUCUUUAAUGAGGGCUUUAGAAAGUAUCCAUAGCACACAAGGCAUUUUGUGCUGUGCUAGUGUUGUUAAAACGAAACCCAAGGCAAACACACAAUCAAAGAAACAUAACAGUAGCCAUCUCCAAAUUAUAGUUUGCAAAGGCAUGAUUAGAAUGGGGCCAACACACAAUACUACAGACACACUGGUGAAGAAUACAAAUGGCACGUGGGGACUCGUCACUCUUUGCACAUUUCCAAGAGAGGUCAGCUGCAGAGGAGGCUACUGUGGAUUGACGGCUGGAAGAAGCCAUUUCUUAACUCUUCCAUUUGGAGGAGCAUCUUGAAAUUCCUCUGAAUUCAUCUUCUGUUUCUCUGAACAGAUUCUUGGAGUAUGAUAUCCCAAUUUAAGCUUUCCUGGAAGACUGGCUCUAGUUCCAGGAUGUAUUUAAGAAGUCUUGAAAAUUCCCCUGGAGGUAUUCUAGUCCUUGCGUCUUCUGUAAAGGAUCACGUUGGCAUCUGUGGGUCUGUGCAGCUUCUGUUUUAAAUGGCAGGUCUUCUGCAUGCACCUGGUCCAACCAUCCACUUCUGCUUCUGCUGGGAUACUACACCUAGCCUUCCACCCUUAUCCUGGUAGUAAAAUGCGUACAUAGAAAUGAGAUUUCAUUUGCAUCCCUGUGACUCUGGACCCUCGGAUUUCCUUUCUCAGAUUCUGUUUGCAUGUCUCUAACUUGGGAAUAGUUAAGUAGUUAAAGUUCUAAGUGGAUCAGAGUAGCAGCGUCCCUCUUUGUAUGUCUUUUUUUGCAACUUCUCUAUUUUGUUUUGAAAUUAGAAUUUGCUCCUGUUGCGUGUGAAAUAGAUUUAUUUUCACAUUGACACGGAUAGCCUUUUAAGAUUGAGAUACUCCAGUUUCUCUACUGCAAAGGCCACGGUAGAUUCUCUAAUUUACCUAUGGCAUUGUAGGUGAAGGGAAUUAACAUGGAGGAGAAAUUGAUGUAUCAGCAGUGCUUGCGCUGCUAAAGGCAUGGACCCUGAGUCCUAGGUGCCAUUUAUUACAACUUCGUGAUUCUCAUCAGAAUGUUAAAUAAAAACACAACCAAGAGAAGAGUGGUACAGUCUCAAGUCAGAGAUACAGUGGGUAACUUAAAAUAGAUAGUACUUCUCUAUAAAAUUGAAAGUAAAGAUGAGAGAUGGUCUCUGCCUAGAGAAAAUACAAGAUUGAGUCAAGAAUAAAACAUGAAGUCCAGAAGGAAGAUUAUGUAUAAAUGACACAGCAGGACUGAAUUUGCCACCAACCACAGUACUUGACUUGUAUCUGUGUCCCUUAAAGGAAAAAAAAAUGCACACAUUUCUCUUAGCAUCAAAGAGGCAAUUCAAAUCUAAAGUGCUGCAGUUUUUCUCUUGGAUGAUCUUUAGGUGUGUCAGAGAUGUUGAUUAUGAUCGCAGAACUUCUUUCACUGCAGACGUAUUAUAAGUAAGGAAAGUCCAGCAGUUUCUUGCAAUCCCCCAGGUAAAAUCUGCCUGCUAGCACUCAUAGCCUUGAUUUUGAUAUAGAAAGCAAAAACACUGCUAGGGAGGGGUGAUGAACACUGCCCUGCCCAAUCGGUCAUUGUCAAGACUCAUCUAACUUUAUUUCUUUCUCAACUAAGUUUGUCAGCUUCUCUGAUUUAGAAACUCAAUGGCAAAAUGUGAUCAUUUUCAGACAGGAAAAGGCCGUGGACUGCAGCUAUGGUGACGAAUACCCUAUUUACAUUAAGUUUGAGUUUCCAGAGUAGUUAUUAAAAAUGUUUAAAAUUCUAGAUUAGAAAUGUAGAAAUUUCCUUUUGGGAUAAACAGCCUUUAAAAAGUCACAAUUAUAUAAAUCAUAAAACCUACUUAGAUUAGAUCAUUGGUAUGCAGCCUCUAUCACAGUGCUGUGUGAAUAAUGGAUUUGUGUUCUUUGUUUUUUUUUUUGUUUGUUUGUUUUGUUUUUCAUUACUCCCAUUUAGAAUCCCAAACUUUUUAAUCCUUAAAAAUAAUUGUUUCAUCUGAUUCAAUUUAAUGGGUUCCAUUUCUGAGACAAAACAUCUUUUAUCUUCUGGUUGAAUUUUCAUUUUGCUUUUAACCUUACUCAUGUAAUUAAAGAAAAUAUAUCUUCAAUGGAAUUUUUACCUUCCCCACACUGCUAGAUUAUAAAAACCAUGACCAGAAGAUAUUGUAUAGAUUUCAAAACAAUAAUUUUAGACUUAAAAAAGGAAAUAGGAAUCUUUAACCAGUGACGCAGAAUGGCAAGUCUUUCGCAGGACUCUGUACUGAAAACAUCUGGAACAUGACUAACGUUUUGGGAAAUGUGAUCUACGAGCAAACGUUAACAGGAGUUGAAAAUUAUUUUAUAUGAAGAGGAAUAAGUAAUAAUUUUAAAAGAGAGUCUAUAAGUUCCCAAGCAACAGUUGAAAGAAGAAUGCCAAAUGCUAUCUAUUUUUCUAAUUACUAAGGGAUGUAUCAUGUAUUAUGGAAUGAAUUUGUGUUGGGAAUGAAGAAAAAAGUUUGUAAGCAAUGUCCCAGAAGGAUUGCAAAUUCUGUAAACAGCAAAAACAUAGUCAAUAUCCGUGUGCUGCCAGGGCUUUUGAGGCCUUGGUUAAAAUGGGAAAUGUUUUCCAUUUGUCAGUAAAGUGGUCAAUAUGUCCAUGUGUUCAUUAUGUGUGUCACGUAUUUCCUUAUUCUGAAAAGCUAAGGUAUAAGAGUUUCAUGGAAAAAAAAAUCCGAGUCUUUUAGAUUAGAUUCCUAUUUAUUUCUCAUGAUUUUUAUUUAUGUGUGUCUGUGCAUUUAUGAUUGUGUUUACCAAAAACACAUGUCAGAGGAUAACUUUGGGCUAGUUUUCCUUCUACCAUCUGAGCUAUACUCUCUGGGAUAGAAUUUUAGGUCAUUAGUUAUGGUCUCAGGGAUCUUUACCUGCUGAGCUGUCUUGCUGGAGUAAUUUGAUGGGUUUAGAACUCACUGCUGGAAUGAGGCUGUGUGACAGUGUUUACUGGCUGUGUGAAGGUAUUCUAGCAAGCAACAAACUACUGUACAAAACAGUGCUUUUAAGUACAGAGGGGGACCAGUGUCCUGAGCCUUGGAGACUGUGAAAAGGAAGUUAAGUCUGAUGACAUAGGAAAGUCAAAAAGAGAACUCAUUGUCAAAGACAUUAUUGGACAAAAUACUUUUUUUUUUAAAUCCCACUUUCCUCACUGAGAAUAUGGAUCAAAUUAAGGGCUUACAUUAAAGUGUAGAGAGCAAAAGGGAUUUUUGUGUUUCUGAGAAAGUGUUUGGAAAUACGUGGGAGGCAUUUCUUCAUUCAGUACAUUUUUUCCCUCUUUGUUUCGUACAAUGAUAUUUUACAGUGCAUUCUUUGAAGCAUCUCUAUUCUUUCUCUCUGCUUUUGUCUAGGGCUGAAAUAAAAUAAAAAAUUUAGGGCUAUAUAAUGCUGUCAGGCCCAUAAUGAAAUCUAGCUUUAUUUAUGGGUGCCUAGAGGGCUCAGAACAGUCUAGGUUUCUAACUGUGGUGUUAAACAUUGCUUGACACUCCUUUCCCUUGAAUCCUUUGAAAAAGAGCUGAUUUUUUUCUUAUAUUCAUGCAAAAGAGCCCUUUGAGAAUAGUGAAAGAGGAAAGCAGCCUGCUCAGAUGUGGAUUAUUUUAUAAUAUAACCUGUGGUAUUGUUGGAGGAGGAUGCAGCUAUUGGUAAGUAAUGUAGGUCUGAUUUCUAUGGAGUAAAAGCUGGUGCUAUGCAGCUAUCAAUGCUGAGAAAUAAACCCUGGGUGUGCCUGUGGAUGUCAGUAAUGUCAGCAUGGAACCUGAGGGUGGCAUGCAUUCAAUCACAGUAUCAUAUGGGACCCGAGGGUGGCAUGCAUUGAAUUAAAGUAUCAUGAACUGACAUGGACUCUGUCUCUUAGUUGUUCUAUGUAAGUUAAUUUAAAUGAGUUCAACCAUCAUCCAUCUAUCUAUCUAUCUAUCAUCUAUCUAUCUAUCUAUCUAUCUAUGAUCUAUCUAUCUACCUACCUAUCUAUCUAUCUAUCUAUCUAUCUAUCUAUCUAUCUAUCAUCAAUUAUUUUUAUUUACCUACAUACCUAGAUAGCUACCUAUCUACCAUCUAUCUAUGUAUGAAUAUUGGCAAGAUAAUUUUAUGGACUGUGACUAGAAAUAACUGAGGUGACUUUCCUUAGAAUCUGGGAAUAUGUAAGUUAUUUUCUUAGAGUUGUUAUAUGUAAGUUAUUUUAAUUUAAAUGAAUUUAGAAUUUAAUAGCCCAACCAUGAUCUAUCUUCCUUCCUUCCUUCCUUCCUUCCUUCCUGUCUUUCUUUCUUUCUUUCUUUCUUUCUUUCUUUCUUUCUUUCUUUCUUUCUUUCUUUCUUUCUUUCUCUCUCUCUCUCUCUCUCUCUCUCUCUCUCUUUCUUUCUUUCUUUCUUUCUUUCCUUCCAUCUAUCUAUCUAUCUAUCUAUCUAUCUAUCUAUAUAUCAAUCAAUCAUCAACUUGUUUAUCUACCUACACACCUAGAUAGAUACCUACCAUCUAUCUAUAUAUGAAGAUUGGCAAGAUAAUUCUAUGGGCUCUAUGACUGGAAAUAACUGAAGUGACUUUCCUUAGAGUCUGGGUGUUUUGUUAUCAUAUGUUUUCUGUUUGUAAUGGGAUAUUGUUACUAACCCUGUGGGAAUAGGUUAGGGUACUUGUCACAAUAAAAAUGUCCACACUAGACAUAGUCUAGAGAACCAGAGGGGUCACAGAGAUGUGGUAUUCAAAUUAUCCAAGUGAUCCAGAAUGGGUACCACAUGGGAGAUGCUUGGAAGUAUAACAUCUGAAGCACCAACUUGAACUUGUUUCUAAGUCUACACUUUAGAUAGGUUAUGAGGUUAUAGCAUGCACAUUAAAAUUUGAGAAUCACUGAUCUACAGCUUCUGAGAUAGACUGGAGUGGUCAUGGAAGGAAAGAAAUUAGAGCAUCAAAUAUGGUGAACUCUGAGCCUGGAAAGUACAAUUAAAUCAGGGUAGAUAGGAUCAAGAGAAGACAUAAAGAGUUUGAGUUUCAGUGUUGUGAGCGUGUUGGCUAAGAGGAAGAAUCGCUGUUGUUUUCAAUGAUUUGUCACAAUUAGAGUCACCAUUGUUGGCUUGGCAGUUGGAGUGAUCAUGUAUAGCCUUGUGUAUGAUUAUGGGUGGAACAGACAUUAGCUGAUGAUAUAAUCUGGCGACUAUUAAAUUAUGGACUUGCUCCUAGGCUUGGGAUUUUGAUGAGAAUGGAACACGUGAGUUGGGUCAAGCUGGGGGGAGGAAAUGAAUGUUGUUGCUUGGAGGUCAAAACCAACCAAAACUUGUUCUCCAGAGAAAAGGAGGUUUUGAUACAUCUAGCUUACCUGUGUUCAUCUCCCAAGUCUGCUGAGUAGUGGGUGAGUGCUGUGUUCAGCUCACGUGGCCAUGGACUGCCCUCAGAUGUGAAGAUGGAAACAUCAUUCAGAGGAGAUUUGAGAAACAGAGACACAUUCUGCUGGAAAAACACCAUUUUUAUUUGUUUCUUAAAUUAAAAUGAAAUAGUUUUACUAUCAAUAACAAUUUUAAUUUAAUUUUUAUGUUACUUUCUCUUAAAAAUAGAAAUGCACUUAUUAUAUUAGAAGUCAAAAGGCUGUGCAGUAAAUAUAUAAACCAUUCUAUACUCUGGUGUGAAGUAUUUAGCAGACUCCAUCUCUUUGCACAUAUUUCUUUCCAGUUUUGGCAUCUUUUCUUUCCAGCUGGUAACUAUACUAUGGCUUUUUAUAUAUAGCUUUCUAUAUUUUAAGAAUAAAAGAUUAGUCAUUUGACACCUUCAGAAGGGAAUAGAGCAUGUUUUAGUCACAAAUAUACCUAAUAAAAACAUAUAGGGUCUUUUAGGACUUUACUAAAGACCCAAAGGAAAAAAAGAUAUUUCUUUGAACUUGUUAACACUGUAGGCUGGAAAUGAUGAGAUAGGUCGCAGUAUAUUUUGGUCCCUGCCAAUUAUGCCUGUGAGAUCAGAGGUAUCUGUGAAAUAUAUUUUUAGUGGUUGCACAGCAUUUAGCGGCGGCGGUCUUCAUCCUACACUCUGUGGCUUAACUUGGCAAAUAUGAGAAGGAACAUAAACCACAAAGUGCUAUGGGUCUUAGGAUAUAAUGAAGUCAUGCAUUACAGUAAAGGGUGGCGGUGGUGGUGAGAAUCGACCUUUCCCCAUAGCUAAGGUCUUUGUGCUUCAGUGCAUCAUCUAUACUUGAUCAUUUGCAUAUUUUUUAGCCUGCUAAAAUUGCAUUAAUUUCCCCCCACUUCUAAGCUUCAGACUUAAGUGUCUUUAUUCAUGUUCAUGGUACUGUUGGGUGCCAACUGGAAUAUACUGCAAUGCCAUGCUCUCUAGCUCUCUUACACAUUGGAUUCUCAUAUUCAUUGGCAUUUUUCUGAAUUUCCAUUGUAGAUCACGGUACUCCAGCUCAGCAAUCAAGAUGGUUCAGUUGCGUGGGGAACAUGAAGCUGGAUUGAGAAGUUCUGAAACUAAGAAAAAUAACUGAAAUCCUGAUUCUCCAAUUCUUCCCCUGGCAUGUAUAUAGGAGUACUGUACUUUUGUAUUAAAAUGGAGAAUUGUGAAGACAGGAAGAGGUAGCACUUGGAAAUGACUCUCCUGGAUGAGUAGAUCACUUAGGAGUCGUCGGCAUUACAGAACGAUAUGCUGGUUUGGAAGGUGCUGGAACUAAAUUGCAAACUUUCAUUUUUUUCAUUCAACCCAUGGAUUUUCUAAUUGUUCCUUGGAGUAGAUGAAGUCCGAAGCCAGUGUGUGAUGGGGCAUGAGGCGUGCCAGUGUUUUCCUACUUACUGCAUCUUGGAUUAGUUUGCUGCCAUUUUGAAGAGUUUGCAUUUUUGUGGGCAAGGACCUAAUGUGAUGGAUUUAUCUUCAGAAAUGAACAGACAUGGGAAGAAUCCGGUGAGUCACAAGCUGGAAGACCAGAAGAAGAUUUACACUGACUGGGCCAACCACUACCUGGCAAAAUCCGGCCACAAGCGGCUGAUCAAGGACUUGCAGCAGGACAUUGCGGACGGGGUCCUUCUGGCAGACAUCAUCCAGAUCAUUGCAAAUGAGAAAGUCGAAGAUAUCAAUGGAUGUCCGAGAAGUCAGUCUCAGAUGAUUGAAAAUGUCGAUGUCUGCCUUAGCUUUCUGGCAGCCCGAGGAGUAAACGUUCAAGGCCUAUCUGCUGAAGAGAUAAGAAAUGGAAACCUAAAAGCCAUCCUAGGGCUCUUUUUUAGCUUGUCUCGCUACAAGCAACAGCAGCAUCAUCAACAGCAGUAUUACCAGUCCUUGGUGGAGCUUCAGCAGCGAGUGACUCAUACCGCCCCUCAGUCCGAAGCCAGCCAGGCCAAAACCCAGCAAGAUAUGCAGUCCAGUCUGACAGCCAGAUAUGCAGCUCAGUCUAAACACAGUGGAAUUGCAACCAGUCAGAAAAAGCCUACUAGGCUUCCAGGGCCCUCUAGGGUGCCAGCUGCGAGCAGCAGCAACAAGGCUCAGGGAGCCUCCAAUCUCAAUAGGAGAAGUCAGAGCUUUAACAGCAUUGACAAAAACAAGCCUCCAAAUUAUGCAAAUGGAAAUGAAAAAGAUUCCCCCAAAGGACCUCAACCAUCUUCAGGUAUAAAUGGAAACACACAGCCUCCCAGCACUUCUGGGCAACCCCCAGCCUCAGCCAUCCCUUCCCCGAGUGCCAGCAAGCCCUGGCGCAGCAAGUCCAUGAAUGUCAAGCACAGUGCCACCUCUACCAUGCUGACAGUGAAGCAGCCAAGCCCAGCCACUUCUCCCACACCAUCUUCAGACAGACUGAAGCCCCCUGUCACAGAAGGGGUCAAAAGCGCUCCUUCGGGACAGAAAUCUAUGCUUGAAAAAUUCAAGCUGGUUAAUGCCCGGACAGCACUACGCCCCCCUCAGGCUCCCAGUUCUGGACCUAACGAUGGUGGAAGAGAAGAUGAUGCCUUUUCUGAAUCAGGGGAAAUGGAAGGUUUUAACAGUGGUCUGAAUAGUGGCGGCUCGACAAACAGCAGCCCCAAAGUGUCACCUAAAUUAACCCCUCCGAAAGCGGGAAGCAAAAAUUUCAGCAAUAAAAAGUCUUUGCUGCAGCCAAAAGAAAAAGAGGAAAAGACCAGGGACAAGAAUAAAGCCUGCGCUGAGAAGUCGGGAAAAGAAGAGAAGGACCAGGUGACGACGGAGGCAGCUCCGAAAAAGACUUCUAAAAUUGCAAGCUUGAUCCCAAAGGGCAGCAAGACUGCAGCGGCCAAGAAAGAAAGCUUAAUUCCAUCGUCCAGUGGAAUUCCAAAGCCAGGCUCAAAGGUGCCCACGCCAAAGCAAACUAUUUCACCUGGCAGCGCAGCAAGUAAAGAGUCUGAGAAAUUCAGGACUAGCAAGGGAAGCUCUUCUCAGGCCUUCCCAAAGGCCAUCACAGCGGAGAAAGCAAGCACGCCCAGCCUCUCUACCCCUCUGGAUGGGCGGGAAGCUGGGCAAGCGUCUCCCUCCAGCUCCUGUGUUAUGCAGGUCACACACAGCAGUGGACAGAGCCCUGGCAAUGGAGCUGUCCAGCUUCCUCAGCAGCAGCAGCAUAGCCAUCCCAACACAGCCACGGUGGCUCCGUUCAUUUAUAGGGCACAUUCAGAAAAUGAAGGCACCUCUUUACCACCUGCUGACUCCUGUACCAGUCCCACAAAGAUGGAUUCUUCCUACAGUAAGACGGCUAAGCAAUGCCUAGAAGAGAUAUCUGGGGAGGACCCUGAAGCUCGGAGAAUGCGCACAGUCAAGAACAUAGCAGAUCUGAGGCAGAACUUGGAAGAGACAAUGUCCAGUCUUCGAGGGACCCAGAUAAGCCACAGCACCCUGGAGACAACCUUUGAUACGACUGUGACAACUGAAGUGAAUGGAAGGGCCAUCCCCAACCUGACAAGCCGACCUUCCCCCAUGACCUGGAGACUGGGUCAAGCGUGCCCUCGUCUACAGGCUGGAGAUGCCCCCUCCAUGGGCGCUGGAUAUUCUCGAAGCGGUACCAGCCGAUUCAUCCACACGGAUCCCUCCAGGUUUAUGUAUACCACGCCUCUCCGCCGAGCUGCUGUCUCGCGUCUGGGAAACAUGUCACAAAUAGAUAUGAGCGAGAAAGCAAGCAGUGACCUGGAUGUGUCUUCUGAAGUGGAUGUUGGUGGAUACAUGAGCGAUGGUGAUAUCCUUGGGAAGAGUCUGAGAGCGGAUGAUAUCAACAGUGGGUACAUGACAGAUGGUGGGCUCAACCUAUAUACCAGAAGUCUUAACCGAGUCCCGGACACAGCAACUUCCAGAGAUGUCAUACAGAGAGGCGUUCACGAUGUGACAGUGGACGCAGACAGCUGGGAUGACAGCAGUUCUGUGAGCAGUGGCCUCAGUGACACACUUGAUAACAUUAGCACAGAUGACCUCAACACCACGUCCUCCAUCAGUUCUUACUCCAACAUCACUGUCCCCUCCAGGAAGAACACUCAGCUGAAAACAGAUGCGGAGAAACGUUCGACAACAGAUGAGACCUGGGAUAGUCCUGAGGAGCUGAAGAAAGCCGAGGGAGAUUGUGACAGCCAUGGUGACGGAGCCGCCAAGUGGAAGGGUGCUACUUCUGGACUUGCUGAAGACUCGGAGAAGACAGGGCAGAAAGCCAGCCUGUCUGUGUCUCAGACAGGCUCCUGGAGGAGAGGCAUGUCUGCCCAGGGAGGAACUCCAGCUACAGCUAGGCAGAAAACCAGCACAAGUGCACUCAAGACCCCUGGGAAGACAGAUGAUGCCAAAGCUUCCGAGAAAGGGAAAACUCCUCUCAAAGGAUCAUCCUUGCAAAGGUCUCCUUCAGAUGCAGGGAAAAGCAGCGGGGAUGAAGGGAAAAAGCCACCGUCAGGCAUUGGAAGAUCGACAGCCAGCAGUUCUUUUGGAUACAAGAAGCCAAGUGGUGUAGGGGCUUCCACUAUGAUUACCAGCAGCGGUGCCACCAUCACAAGCGGUUCAGCUACACUGGGGAAAAUCCCCAAAUCCGCUGCCAUUGGUGGGAAGUCCAAUGCAGGAAGGAAAACCAGCCUGGACGGGUCCCAGAAUCAAGAUGAUGUUGUCCUGCACGUGAGCUCGAAGACCACCCUCCAGUACCGUAGUUUGCCCCGCCCUUCUAAGUCCAGCACCAGCGGAAUCCCUGGGAGAGGUGGCCACAGGUCGAGCACCAGCAGCAUUGAUUCCAAUGUCAGCAGCAAGUCAGCUGGGGCCACCACCUCCAAACUGAGAGAACCGACUAAGAUCGGCUCAGGGCGCUCGAGUCCAGUCACUGUCAACCAAACAGACAAAGAGAAGGAGAAAGUAGCAGUGUCAGAUUCAGAGAGCGUUUCCUUGUCAGGUUCCCCCAAAUCCAGCCCCACCUCUGCCAGUGCCUGUGGGACUCAAGGGCUCAGACAGCCAGGGUCCAAAUAUCCAGAUAUUGCCUCGCCCACAUUUCGAAGGUUGUUCGGUGCCAAGGCAGGCGGCAAAUCUGCCUCCGCACCUAAUACUGAGGGGGCGAAGUCCUCCUCAGUAGUGCUCAGCCCUAGUACCUCUUUAGCCCGACAAGGCAGUCUGGAGUCACCGUCGUCCGGUACGGGAAGCAUGGGCAGUGCUGGUGGGCUGAGUGGCAGCAGCAGCCCUCUCUUCAAUAAACCCUCAGACCUAACUACAGAUGUUAUAAGCUUAAGUCACUCCUUGGCUUCCAGCCCAGCGUCGGUUCACUCUUUCACAUCCGGUGGGCUUGUGUGGGCUGCCAAUCUGAGCAGUUCCUCUGCCGGCAGCAAGGACACUCCAAGUUACCAGUCCAUGACUAGUCUCCAUACGAGCUCUGAGUCCAUUGACCUGCCCCUCAGCCAUCAUGGCUCCCUGUCUGGACUGACCACAGGCACUCACGAGGUGCAGAGCCUGCUCAUGAGAACGGGUAGUGUGAGAUCUACUCUCUCAGAAAGCAUGCAGCUUGACAGAAAUACACUACCCAAAAAGGGACUAAGAUACACCCCAUCAUCUCGGCAGGCCAACCAAGAAGAAGGCAAAGAGUGGCUGCGAUCGCAUUCCACUGGCGGGCUGCAGGAUACUGGCAACCAGUCUCCCUUGGUCUCCCCUUCUGCCAUGUCAUCGUCAGCCACCGGAAAAUAUCACUUUUCCAACUUGGUGAGUCCCACCAACCUCUCCCAGUUUAACCUGCCUGCACCCAGUAUGAUGCGCUCCAGCAGUAUCCCCGCCCAGGACUCCUCCUUCGACCUCUAUGAUGAUGCCCAGCUUUGCGGUAGUGCAACUUCCCUGGAGGAAAGGCCACGGGCCGUUAGCCACUCCGGCUCAUUCAGAGACAGCAUGGAGGAAGUUCAUGGCUCUUCACUGUCAUUGGUCUCCAGCACAUCAUCCCUUUACUCUACGGCUGAAGAGAAGGCUCAUUCAGAGCAAAUCCAUAAGCUACGGAGAGAACUGGUUGCCUCCCAGGAGAAAGUCGCUACCCUCACGUCUCAGCUGUCAGCAAAUGCUCACCUUGUAGCAGCUUUUGAAAAGAGUUUAGGGAAUAUGACUGGCCGUUUGCAAAGUCUAACCAUGACAGCGGAACAAAAGGAAUCUGAGCUUAUCGAACUGCGGGAAACCAUUGAAAUGUUGAAGGCCCAGAACUCUGCUGCCCAAGCAGCCAUUCAGGGAGCACUGAAUGGCCCAGACCACCCUCCCAAAGAUCUCCGCAUCAGAAGACAGCACUCCUCUGAAAGUGUUUCUAGUAUCAACAGCGCAACGAGCCAUUCCAGCAUUGGCAGUGGUAAUGAUGCUGACUCCAAGAAAAAGAAGAAGAAAAACUGGGUGAACUCUAGAGGAAGUGAGCUGAGAAGUUCUUUCAAGCAAGCCUUUGGCAAGAAAAAGUCCACCAAGCCGCCUUCCUCGCAUUCGGACAUUGAAGAGCUGACAGACUCAUCCCUGCCAGCCUCCCCCAAGCUACCCCACAAUGCUGGCGAGAGUGGCUCUUCAUCCAUGAAGCCCUCGCAGUCAGCCUCAGCGAUCUGCGAGUGCACUGAGGCUGAGGCCGAGAUCAUUCUGCAGCUGAAGAGCGAGCUCAGAGAGAAGGAAUUAAAAUUAACAGAUAUAAGGCUGGAGGCCCUCAGCUCUGCUCACCAUCUCGAUCAGAUCCGGGAAGCCAUGAACCGGAUGCAGAACGAAAUUGAAAUAUUGAAGGCUGAAAAUGAUCGGCUGAAGGCAGAGACUGGAAACACAGCUAAACCUGCCAGGCCCCCUUCUGAUUCCUCAAGCACAGCCUCUUCUUCUUCUUCACGCCAGUCCUUAGGGCUUUCACUCAACAACCUGAACAUCACAGAGUCUGUUACCUCAGAUAUUUUGCUAGAUGACACUGGUGAUGCAACAGGACAUAAGGAUGGCCGCAGUGUGAAAAUUAUAGUGUCCAUCAGCAAGGGCUACGGUCGAGCCAAGGACCAGAAGUCUCAGGCAUAUUUGAUAGGAUCCAUUGGUGUUAGUGGAAAAACUAAAUGGGAUGUCUUAGAUGGUGUCAUUAGGCGUCUCUUUAAGGAAUAUGUGUUCCGAAUUGAUACAUCCUCUAGUCUUGGUCUGAGCUCUGACUGCAUUGCUAGCUACUGUAUAGGAGAUUUAAUUAGAUCUCAUAACCUGGAAGUGCCUGAACUGCUACCUUGUGGAUACCUGGUUGGAGAUAAUAAUAUCAUCACUGUGAACCUGAAAGGGGUAGAAGAAAAUAGUUUGGACAGUUUUGUUUUUGAUACACUGAUUCCUAAGCCAAUUACCCAAAGGUACUUUAACUUGUUGAUGGAGCACCACAGAAUUAUCCUCUCAGGACCAAGCGGGACGGGAAAGACCUAUUUAGCAAACAAACUUGCUGAAUAUGUCAUAACAAAAUCUGGAAGGAAAAAGACAGAAGAUGCCAUUGCUACCUUUAAUGUGGACCACAAGUCAAGUAAGGAACUGCAGCAGUAUCUUGCCAACCUGGCUGAACAAUGCAGUGCAGACAAUAAUGGGGUAGAGCUCCCUGUUGUCAUAAUUCUGGACAAUCUUCACCAUGUGGGCUCUUUGAGUGACAUCUUCAAUGGUUUUCUCAAUUGUAAAUACAACAAAUGCCCUUAUAUUAUUGGAACCAUGAAUCAGGGAGUCUCCUCAUCACCAAAUUUAGAACUACAUCACAAUUUCAGGUGGGUAUUAUGUGCAAACCACACGGAACCCGUGAAAGGCUUUUUAGGCAGGUAUCUUCGCAGGAAACUGAUAGAGAUGGAAAUUGAGAGGAAUAUACGUAAUAACGACCUGGUCAAAAUUAUCGACUGGAUUCCUAAGACAUGGCAUCAUCUCAAUAGUUUUCUGGAAACUCACAGUUCUUCUGAUGUCACCAUUGGUCCUCGGCUCUUCCUUCCUUGCCCCAUGGAUGUGGAAGGUUCUAGGGUGUGGUUCAUGGAUCUUUGGAAUUAUUCCUUGGUACCUUAUGUUCUGGAGGCAGUGAGGGAAGGCCUACAGAUGUAUGGGAAACGUGCACCGUGGGAAGAUCCCUCCAAGUGGGUCCUUGACACGUACCCAUGGAGUUCUGCAUCCUUGCCUCAGGAAGGCCCAGCUUUACUGCAGUUGCGGCCAGAAGAUGUUGGCUACGAAGCCUGCACAUCUACAAAGGAAGCCACAACGUCAAAGCACAUUCCCCAGACUGAUACAGAAGGGGACCCCUUGAUGAAUAUGCUAAUGAAGCUCCAAGAAGCCGCCAAUUACCCCAGCACUCAAAGCUGUGACGGCGAUAGUGUCAGCCACCGUGAAGACAUUUUGGAUACAUCUAUUGAAUCCACCCUCUAAAGGGUGAACGAGUUAGGCAAAGGACUAUGCUUUUCAAAAGGUGUUUUAAAAGACAGGUAUUGUCACUAAACCACUGCCAGUAUGAAAAGUCCCCUGUCCAGGGCCCUGGCCCAGAGUUGUGGUGUCCACGGAGGUAGCAGAAUUAGGUUGGAACUGACAAGAUGCUAAAUUGAAAUGGGAGCUUAAGUUUACUUUAUUCCCAGGCAUUUUUAUAACCAUGGAGUUCGCAACGGCUCCAUUGCUUGACUGGAAAGGGCCCUAAAGACGGGGCAACCGAGUAGAUUACACACGGGAUAGUGAGACUGGACUUUAUUUUCUUCCUCUUUCAAAGUUUACAGUGCAGGCCUAUUUUUUUUCUUUUUCUUCUUUUUCUUUUUCGUGCCUUUCUUUUGUUUCCUCGGGGCGGAGGCUGCCCUUCUCAGGCAGGAUCCUUCUGAUCCAUGGAACUUCCUUUGUGCCACAUGGUGCUGGUGACAGGGCCCCAGUAGAGUUUGGGCUGUGUGCUCCCUCACUGCAGAAUGAACCCACGAGGCCAGUCCUCCAUAAGCACAAAAGGAAUUGUGCACCCACCGCAAAAUAAAAUCGCCUGUGGCCAACGGGAAGGACCAGCUUCCUUCUAACUGCCGUGCGCUCCUCCUGAAGGGCGCUACCCUCACUUAGGGUAUGAGUCAUGGGUUUUAUAAGGUUGUUUUUACCACAGUGGUCUUUUCAAACCACCUGCCAACUCCCUGAACCAGAGUUUUAUACCAAUUAUUAGUCAACACUGACAAAAGGCUUUUUAGGGCUUUGUUUGUUUGAGCCUUUUCAGUGAAAGAAGGAACAUUUUCUAUGGUGCUGUCUCACUGCCUUAAACCAGACUUCUCCAACAGUUUCAACAGUUCGUUUCAACACUAAACCAUUGGUAAUUUCCACUGUCUCUUCAUUGACAACCAAGCAACACACCAGUUAACACAGCAGCCUCAUUUUCUGUAUAUCAUCUUUUUAAAUUUUCCUUUUCUUGAAGAAAUGGAUAGGAGAAAGAUCAGUAUUUUUUAUCAUAUGAAUAGAGAUUUCUUUGCCUAUCCUGCAAAUAAUUCGAGAACCAUAGAACCCUUCCUUGGCCAUCACUUAAAAGCAGAGACAUGUGGCUGCAUUCUGCCUAGUUCUAAAAUGAGAGCAUUUCUGAAGGUGGGAGAUUCCUAAUCUGGAUCCAGUUGAACUACAAGUACUGGAUUCGGCAUGAGCACAAACCAUUUGGCUUUCCUCCCCUCAUGUUUAUCUUUCAAAGACAAAAGUUAGUUUUUGGUGCAUGUUUUGAGUGCUAUCGUCAUACACGAGACAUUCUGCAUUAAGGAGCGCUGAUCUGGUCAGUCACUGUGGAAGAGGAAGUACUUAUACUGUACAAGAAGGUUAGAUUUGCACAGUCUACUGGGUAGGUAUUGUAAAUAAUGAUUUUUUUUCCUCCAAACUUGCACAAAUUCAAAAAAAAAAAAAAAACCAGACACAAACAAAAAAAUUGUAUUUUAUCCUGUUGGUGUUAAGAGGCGUCUCGCCUGCUGAGGCUCCCUGUCUGCUGCAAGCGAAUACAGAAUGCAAACCCUCAAAGCUGUUAUUAUCUGGUGUGUUUGUCCUGUACUUAACAAGUUGUUGUGACAAUGCAGGAGCCAUCAGUGCUAGAGUGAGCAUGCUUCAGAACUGUACAUGAGGCCGGUACAAUUUUGGAUGAGUAACUGCCUGAACGUACAUAUCUCGUGGCGGGCUAUUAAGACAGUGCCUGAGAACUAACCAGUCACUGGCAGACGUACACCAGCCACAGAGGACAGGUUCCAAGUUUAUGAAACCUAAGGUCUAUGUCACGGUAGAGAUGAAGCUCUGUGCGCCUUUUAGGAGAUAUCAUUGGUGCUACCCUCUGUGACCACCUUUGGGUUGGUUUCCGUAGAGCAAAAUUAGCAAUGAGAGGUAUCUGGUGCAGAUUUCGGAAUGUCGCUAAGAAUCUAGGUCCUUUCACGGUGCUACUGCCCCGAGGGAUACCAGACUGAGCUGAGGCACACAGAAUUGUCACCCUGACUUUGGAACCUCAACUGUGGAUCAAACCUAUUGUGCACCAUCAAUCUAUGUAGCUGGAUGAGUGGACUAGUCGCCCUUGUAUGAUAUGUGAGCUAAAGGAAAUUGCUCAUCUUUCAUUUUUUUCGAGACACACAGUCCACACAUGAGCAUCAAGAGAACUUCCUGCAAUACAUCCCAGUAGGUACACCUAGUUUACAAUUUAAACUAGUUUGUGAAACAUUUGUCUGUAUACAUUUUAUAUUUUGUACAUUUUUUGAUGUAACAUAUCAUGUAAAUAGGAAGAAGCAGUGAAAAAAUCAUCCGAAAAGUUUUGUAGUCUUUGUAAAGCCCCAUACAAUAAGUAUUUGGUGUCAAUGGAUCUAACGGGAUGAUGUAUUUUCUAUUGGUUUAUUGUCCCCCUAGCUUGUAAACCAGCUUGCAUAUAUUUUUUUGCAAAUGUGCACCCUGUAUCUGUCUAAAUUAUUACCUUGCCAUUAAAGUGGAAUUAUUUAUUGACAACAAGGUGUGGUGUCUAUGUAUGGGGAAAUUUUGAAUAACUAUGUGCAGGGACAUGUCAAGCUAUACAAUGUUUCUUCACUAUUAACACACCAUCAUUAGGCAUCUGUGUCCAUCUAAAUUCCAUAAGCACCUGAGGAAGGAUUCCAAAGCUUUUAAGGAAAUAAAUUUAACUAAAUGCAGUACCUAUGUAGCUCCUAAAGUGAAAGUUAUUUAUUCAGUGAAUAUUUUUGAAAAUUCUGAAUGGUAUUCAAAUAUGCCUGAUAUCAAAACACAAAUUAAUAUAGAAAUAAAAU